This is a messenger RNA of Gordionus sp. m RMFG-2023, 1377 nucleotides long. RefSeq names its product syntaxin-16-like. Gene Ontology annotation, biological process: vesicle fusion; vesicle-mediated transport; intracellular protein transport. Lineage: Eukaryota; Metazoa; Nematomorpha; Gordioida; Chordodea; Parachordodidae. The transcript has 10 exons. The record is from RefSeq and is a predicted model, not a curated record. Gene Ontology annotation, cellular component: SNARE complex; membrane; endomembrane system. Gene Ontology annotation, molecular function: SNARE binding; SNAP receptor activity. Bases 144 to 1259 code for a protein of 371 amino acids.
UUAAAAAUGUUAGUUGAUAACAAUUUUAACGUGCAAGAUAAGAUAAGAUAAGAUAAAAAUACUAGAGCAUGUUUUAUAUAAAUUAAAGACUGAAAAUGGAUUUAACUGUAGAUAUCAUGAGUUUAUAAUAGCUAAAGAGAUAUAUGGCGAGCAAUAAUUUAUAUGAUAUAUAUGUCUUACUCAGGAACAAUGCAAUUCAAACAAGAAGGUUUUUUACACAUCAAGAAAACCAUAACCAUGAAGAUAAAGUAUCCCUUAUGCAGCCAAAUAAAAAUCUGGAGGAUAUUGAGAUGGGUAUUUCAGGAAGUAAUACAGAAAUGGAAUAUGAAAUCCCUAAAUGGCUGGACAUAGUGGAAGAGGUGAACUAUGGAAUAACUAAAAUAAAACAGAAAGUGAAAGAGUUGGAUACCUUGCACCAACAACAGUCUAGCAGGCCAACAUUCGACGAAUAUUCCCCCCUGGAAAACGAAAUUCAAUCGAAAAGUCAUCAACUUGUUCAGAUGCUAUCCCAUUGCCAAACUCUGGCCAAAAAACUUUCCUCAUUUUCCACGGUCUAUUCUCCCAAAUCCGAAAAAUCCUUGCACAAAAAUAUAACAUCCUAUCUCGUAACCACUUUAUGCGAACUCACGUCCGCAUUCCGUUUAUCGCAAUCAAACUAUCUUAAACAAAUUGAGAGGCGCAAAACCAUCUAUUCGGAUAUCAUGAACCUCGAUGAUUAUAGCCAUAAAAGUCAUUUAACUAAUAAAGCAGUUGAUACUAUUAUAAGCAGUUCGGACACGGCUAUCAUGCAGGAAACAGCUGUUAUAAUGACCGAAAAAGAAUCAAACCGCUCAAAUAAUUCGCAACCUAAAAAUUCUUACCAAUUUGAUCCCGAUAUCCUUGAAACUAAUUUUCAGACAAAUCAUCAAAUCAUGAUCCAAGACCAAAAACAGUCCAAAGCACCCUUGUUCUUGCUUGAACAAGAGGAGAAUUUUUACGCCAUCAGGGAGAAAGAAGUUCAGAAUCUUGUAAAAUCGAUCACAGAUUUGAACGUUAUUUUCAAGGAUUUGUCACAAAUUGUUGUUGAACAGGGAACCCUCGUGGAUCGCAUAGACUACAACAUGGAAAAAUCAUCGGCCAUCGUGGCUUCCGGUCUUAGUCAGCUGACUCGAGCCUCUGCUUACCAAAAAUCUUACAGCCACAAAAAAUUUAUUUGUAUAUUGUUAUUAGCUUUUUUGGUUGUUUUCAUGGCCAUCUUAUUGAUCCUUUUUAAAAUAUGAAAAUGAUUUCAAACAAAGAAAAACGCCUUUUAAAAAAGAAAUUAAGAAGAACGCGGUAACAUCGCACGUAUCAAGGGGAGAAGAUGAAGAAUAUCUCACUUUUAUUAAUUUUAUUCUU